AUGGAGAACAACGAGGAGUCCGAACAUUAUGAGGACUCUGAGGACUCUGAGGACAGUGACCUCUCGAACGGCCAGCCCGAAGAGACCUACAUCUACUUAGAUGACCUACCAAUUCUGGCAACCUGUUACCUGUAUGUCAUUAUAGUACCUGGAGAUGGCGAACUCAAGCACUGGAUUCUUUACAUCGACGCCCCAACCUGGACCGAAAAGCCUAUGGUCCACCUCGUCGGAUCUCCAACGUAUUACCGAGUCGAAGCACGAUUCUUGACAAGAAAUGAUGAAAGAAGGAUCAUCAAACGAGUUAAUCUGUGUGAUAUUCCGAAUGCACAGAAUGUGUACGAUGAUAUCAUCGAUGCUGGAGAAUGGGCAGAGAUCGAUAAUCAGGAUCCGAGCUAUAACUCUCAGAUCUACAUUCUCGAGCUUUUGGAUGACUUGGAACACCGAGGCAUUGUCAGCAUGAAUGAUCCAUGGUAUAGAGAGGGCAAGAGAGAAUUGGAGGGAAUGCGGCAGAUACAGAUUGAUUGGAUAUGA
Messenger RNA from Aspergillus welwitschiae, 531 nucleotides. RefSeq lists its product as uncharacterized. The record is from RefSeq and is a predicted model, not a curated record. NCBI's taxonomy places the organism in Eukaryota, Fungi, Ascomycota, Eurotiomycetes, Eurotiales, Aspergillaceae. Bases 1 to 531 code for a protein of 176 amino acids. The transcript has a single exon.